Molecule: messenger RNA, 2423 nt
Organism: Miniopterus natalensis
Lineage: Eukaryota; Metazoa; Chordata; Mammalia; Chiroptera; Miniopteridae
Source: RefSeq, a predicted model, not a curated record
UCUCCCCCUCUCUCCCUCUUUCCCCUCUCUCCCUCCCUCCCUCCCUCCCUCCUUCCUCCGGAGCCUCUGCCCUCCACCUUGAGGGCAAGGGCCCGAAGCAUGGAGUGGUGUUACCUGUUGGAAGUGACCUCCUUGCUGGCCGCCUUGGCGCUGCUGCAGCUCUCCAGCGGCGCUGCGGCUGCCUCAGCCAAGGAGCUGGCGUGCCAAGAGAUCACCGUGCCGCUGUGCAAGGGUAUCGGCUACAACUAUACCUACAUGCCCAACCAGUUCAACCACGACACGCAGGACGAGGCGGGCCUGGAGGUGCACCAGUUCUGGCCCCUGGUGGAAAUCCAGUGUUCGCCAGACCUCAAGUUCUUCCUGUGCAGCAUGUACACGCCCAUCUGCCUAGAGGACUACAAGAAGCCCCUGCCUCCCUGCCGCUCCGUGUGCGAGCGCGCCAAGGCCGGAUGCGCACCCCUCAUGCGCCAGUACGGCUUUGCCUGGCCGGACCGCAUGCGCUGCGACCGGCUGCCGGAACAGGGAAACCCAGACAUGCUGUGCAUGGACUACAACCGCACGGACCUCAGCGGCGAGUACCAGGAGCUGGGCGCUGUGGAGCAGCAUGUGCGCUAUGAGACAACAGGCCCGGCGCUGUGCACCGUGGUCUUCCUGCUCGUCUACUUCUUCGGCAUGGCCAGCUCUAUCUGGUGGGUGAUUCUGUCGCUCACGUGGUUUCUGGCGGCGGGCAUGAAAUGGGGCAACGAGGCCAUCGCUGGCUACUCGCAGUACUUCCACCUGGCCGCGUGGCUCGUGCCCAGCGUUAAGUCCAUCGCCGUGCUGGCGCUCAGCUCCGUGGACGGCGACCCAGUGGCGGGCAUCUGCUACGUGGGCAACCAGAGCCUCGACAACCUGCGCGGCUUCGUGCUGGCGCCGCUCGUCAUCUAUCUUUUCAUUGGCACCAUGUUCUUGCUGGCCGGCUUCGUGUCCCUCUUCCGCAUCCGCUCAGUCAUAAAACAGCAGGGCGGCCCCACCAAGACUCACAAGCUGGAGAAGCUCAUGAUCCGCCUGGGACUCUUCACCGUCCUCUACACGGUGCCCGCCGCCGUCGUGGUCGCCUGCCUCUUCUACGAGCAGCACAACCGCCCGCGCUGGGAGGCCACGCACAACUGCCCUUGCCUGCGCGACCUGCAGCCCGACCAGGCGCGCCGACCCGACUACGCUGUCUUCAUGCUCAAGUACUUCAUGUGCCUGGUCGUCGGCAUCACCUCGGGGGUGUGGGUCUGGUCAGGCAAGACGCUCGAGUCGUGGCGGGCCUUGUGCACCCGCUGCUGCUGGGCCAGCAAGGCUGGCUCGCUCUACAGUGACGUCAGCACAGGCCUGACUUGGCGAUCUGGCACCGCCAGCUCCGUGUCUUACCCCAAGCAGAUGCCAUUGUCCCAAGUCUGAGCGGAGGGUAGGCCUUCCCCCCCCGCCCGAAAGAAGGGGGAGCUUGGAGACCUAGUGCUGGGAAGGAACACUCGAAGGGCUGAGGUUCCCACCCCUUCUUCGUUUUGACUGCUAUUAGCAUGAUAAUGAACUUAAUGGUAUCCAUUAGCUGAGACUUAAAUGACUGGCUUAGAACAAAGUACCUGGCCUUGAGGGCCCCCAGACCCAGCCCCCCUUUCCUCCAUUGACGUGCGAGGCAUUAACUUCUGUUGGCACCGGAGGGUGGACCCUAGAGUUCCCAGAACCCUAGGCUUGGAGCCCUCGCUAGUUGCCAUUCGCUGAGCUUGAAGCCAGAUCUACAGAUUUCACCUGAGGGACCUACCUUAAGCAUCCUAGAGGGGGAGAUGAUCGCGAACAAACUGGAUUGGGCGGUUUGAGUAUUCUUAAUGACCAGGCAAAUGCCUUAAGUAAAUAAACAUGAAAUGUCUUAAUUAUACACCCCAAGUAAAUACGGGUUUCUUACAUUAGAGGAUGUAUUUAUAUAAUUAUUUGUUAAGUUGUAAAAACUGUAAAAUGUGUACAUAUCCAGAGAUAUACAAUCUGUACAUUUUUUGUAAAAAGUUUAGAGGCCAUUCCUGUAAGAACAAAUAUAAGAAUUCUAUUUUGACAAUAAAAUGACUUGAUAAAUGAUUUUAACAUUGCCCUCUCCCCCUACCUCUUCUAUCUAAGCUGUUACCUUUAAAGUGCUUGCUAAGGACAUGCUGGGAAAAUGGACAUUUUCUGGUUUCUCUGUACACUGAUCUUAGGUAUGGAGAAAAUGACCUGUUAACUCUAGUUCUUAAGUUGUUAGCAAAGUAAAUAUCACUGUUGAACUGAAAUCAAAACUGAGUUUUUGCACCUUCCAAAGAGAUGGUGUUUUUAAUGGUAGCUCUAAGUGGACUAUUGCAAGGAAGUAAUUCCACUCAGGUCUUGUUAUUUAUCUUGUAUAAUAUCACUAAAAGAUUAAAAACCCCACA